This is a messenger RNA of Saccostrea cuccullata (small rock oyster), 1438 nucleotides long. RefSeq names its product ATP synthase F(0) complex subunit B1, mitochondrial-like. Bases 74 to 1252 code for a protein of 392 amino acids. Gene Ontology annotation, molecular function: proton-transporting ATP synthase activity, rotational mechanism. The transcript has 9 exons. The record is from RefSeq and is a predicted model, not a curated record. Lineage: Eukaryota; Metazoa; Mollusca; Bivalvia; Ostreida; Ostreidae. Gene Ontology annotation, biological process: proton motive force-driven ATP synthesis.
UAAAACGGUACGACUUGUUUUUCACUGCAACAUCCGGGCAACUACCGGCAAUAAGGUCACGACGGUUGCCAGAAUGUUUCGGACCGUUUGCAAGAGUCUUGGAAAGAAGCAAGGGGCGACCCAGUUGUAUGGAUUAAACAGACUGAGUUUAAAUCAGGCCAGAUGUAACACUUCCUCCACCUCAGUGCAGACCACAGACAGUAAGGCCCCCUCGGAUCCACCCCUGUGGAAGGAGGAGGAUGGGUGGGUGGUUUUGGAUCCGCCCACAGAUAACCAGGUGGUGGAGAGACUGGCCAAGCAGGAAGACUGGACAAAUGUCCACUACAUGACCCGCCCCGACCUCUCUCAACAGGAGAAGCAGUGGUUCAGGGAGGCUUAUAACAACCCCACGAAACUCUACCCCCCAGAGAAAUUCCUACUGAAACGUGGAGGUAAUGUGUGUGUGGAGUAUGUUCGUAUUCCUGUUGGAGCCACCAAGCGUCAGAUGAUUGAGAAGAGCUUUGUGCCCCCGGAGGAUGAGAAGGACAUUGCUCCGUUUGACCUGAGGAAGCAGUGGGCCUGGGCUAACAAGGUACUGUUUGGUCCCCAGAGAGACAUGAAGAACUUCCCCAGCUUCGUGAACCCCGGUCAGGUGCCCCAGCCAGAGACCGCUCAUAAGUUUGUACCGAGGAACGUGUUUGAUGCAAUGCAGCCCUACAGCGGAGUCACAGGAUUCUACGUACUCACUGCUGGUGGUUUCUUUGCUGCCAUUGCUAAGGGUGUCCUUAUUGUCAGCUACCCCCUGGCUUACUUCUAUUACUUUGGCAUUCUGUGGGGCUUUACCAAACUACCCCCUGUUAGGAGGUUCCUAGAUAACAGAGUACCAUUCCUAGCUCAGAAACUAAAUGACAUGUAUUUCCAUCAACCAAUCCAAAACAAGAAAGAUCACAUCAGUGCGUGUAUCGCUGCAGCACAACAAACAAAGGACAUGAUCCAACAACUUCCUAAACUCUACGACGUCCAGAUGGAAAACAUUGAAUUACAACUAGAAAAUAACUACAGAGAUAGACUUAAGGACGUCUACACUGAAGUCAGAGCCCGCUUGGACUGUCAGUUAGCACUAGGAGCCACAAAAGUGGAGCUUGAAAAAGAUCACAUGAUCAACUGGAUUACAGAUCAAGUUGUUAAGAACAUCACCCCAGAUCUGGAGAAGAAGAACAUUCAGUCCUGCUUGUCACAGCUGCAGUCUCUCUCCCAGACCGCCAAAAUCUAGAGGAGUGGGGGCCUAUAUAUAGAUCUAGAUAGGACUCUGUGAUAAUUACAGACAGUGUGGAGUUAUUUAUAGAACUGAUACAGCAAGUGUACAGGAUUUAAGGACAAAUUGUUAUAUUGAAUGAUAAACAAAAAUUAAUGUGUGUUGAAUGUGAAUCAAUAUUCAAUAAACACAGUGUUUACAAAA